Molecule: messenger RNA, 1855 nt
Organism: Periophthalmus magnuspinnatus
Lineage: Eukaryota; Metazoa; Chordata; Actinopteri; Gobiiformes; Gobiidae
Gene: tdgf1
Product: teratocarcinoma-derived growth factor 1
Exons: 6
Coding region: 175-789 (204 amino acids)
Biological process (GO): anatomical structure development
Cellular component (GO): extracellular region; cell surface
Molecular function (GO): signaling receptor binding
Source: RefSeq, a predicted model, not a curated record
GGGGCAGUCGCGUUCCCUCUACGUCAGUGCGCCAGGACAGCCGUGGAGAGCAGCGCGUUCUUCCCGCUGCACAGAUACUCUGGAUUUUCUUUUUUCGACUUUACAGUGGAUUUUUGUUUGUCUUUCGUUGGUAUUUUGAUAUUUUUCUAGAUAGAGCUGGAGUCGUGGAUCGACAUGCCUCUCAGGUGGUGUGUGGCUGCCGCGCUGCUGCUCGCCUCCUCUGCGGCUCCUCCGGCUCCUCCGGCUCCAGAUUGUGAUGGAGAUUCGUGUACGUCCUCAGCGGCUCCUCGGGGCUCCGGCUCCCAGUCCGGGCCCCGUGAUUUGUUAGUGGGUUCGUCCGUAUCUCAGCAGCAGUUUCUGAGUCGUCUGUCCGAGGUGGGCUCCAGCAGCUCUGGGGACAGCAGGCACCGCGACGCCGGCGCAGUGCUGCCUUUCAUCGGACUCACUUCCAGUUUGGAGCAGAGCCGCAGCUGUUGUCAGAAUGGAGGCACAUGUAUCCUGGGCAGCUUCUGUGCCUGUCCUGAGUUCUUCACUGGGAGGACGUGUGAAUAUGACCAGCGCCUAAGGAGCUGUGGGCCGGUGCUGCACGGGGAGUGGGUGCAGAAGGGAUGCUCGUACUGUCGCUGUGGCUAUGGCGUGCUCCACUGCUUCCCUCAUGUCUUCCAUAAGGACUGUGAAGAUUCAGACGAGGUGCGAUGGGUCAGAUCUUCAGCUGUGACCUGCAGGCAGCAGUGGGCACUGCUCUCUUUGUUCCCUCUCCUCCCUUUGUUUCUGUGGAGGACGCUUUAACUCCCUUAUCCCUCACAGCAGCACCCAUGGGCCCUGAGAGGAGAGAUGAGCCUGCUCCCUCUGCUGCGGAGGACACCUUAACCCCACCCCCAGCUUACUGCUGCAGUUGCUUGUACCCCACCCACAUCACGACCCAUGAACUGUGAAUGUCCCACUACAUACACACACUCUUACUGCAUCCAUGAGGUACACAUGAGAGGAGAGAACUUUGUGGACAUUUUGACCCACUGUGUGGCCUCCUCACAGCAACUAUGGACUCUGCCAGAGAGAGAUAUGAGACUACUCACUGUGCUGCGGUGGACACUUUGACCCCACUGAGUCACAUCAGCUCCCAUGAGCGCUAUGUGAGAGAGAACGGCAUGUGAUUCCUGGGGAUACUUUGAUCCCCCACCCCUAUUCCCUUCCCCCCACACACUUACAACUGUUCAUGUGAAGUACCCAUGAGAGGAGAGAACCACCUACUCCCUCUGAUGCCAGUGCUGCCUGUGGGGGUAUUUUGGACCCCCCUCCCCCCACAUCUACAUGGCUCCCAUGAACUCUAAUUGAGAGACAGAGAAGGAUAUGCUUUUGCUGGGGACACUUUGACCCCAGCCUUACUUACAGCAACACCAAUGAACUCUACAUGUGAGGAGGGAACAGUGUUCUUCCUCUGAUGCCAAUACUGUUCCUUUACUGUGAACCCAAAUCCUCCUGCUGCAAAUGCAUUUCACCCUACCAUCCACAAUACAUUAGGAAAGAUGAGGCCUCUGCUGCUAAUUCUCUACCACCCAAUGUCCCCCAUGUGCUCAACAUGAGUGGAGACAUCACUGUUUUUAGAAGAUUAGUGUCAGGCUGUUAGAGUAGACAUUACUAAACAAAGUACUUCCUAUUGGACAUGUGUGAGGGCUUCUGGGUAAUGUAGUGAGCAGUUAACUAUGAACUAUGAACCAUGUGGUGAUGUUCCCUUUUUUCAGUGAAGCACAACUGUUUUUUUAUUGUGUGUUUGCUGUUUGCACCAAUUGUCAGUGUGAUGUUUUUUAUUGUCAAAUGAAUGUUUCGUUAUCAUUAAAACCUUGUAAUUACUCAG